Messenger RNA from Rana temporaria (common frog), 4008 nucleotides. It is a transcript of the gene GEMIN4, whose product is annotated as gem nuclear organelle associated protein 4. NCBI's taxonomy places the organism in Eukaryota, Metazoa, Chordata, Amphibia, Anura, Ranidae. The record is from RefSeq and is a predicted model, not a curated record. Gene Ontology annotation, biological process: rRNA processing; spliceosomal snRNP assembly. The transcript has 3 exons. The coding region runs from base 303 to 3491 and encodes 1062 amino acids. Gene Ontology annotation, cellular component: SMN complex.
CAUUUUUGAGUGGAUUACAGAGCUCGGGAAUAGCGUGGGCUUCAAGAAAAUGUCCCCUAUAGAAGGGUAGAGUUGUGUGAAGUGCACAUUUCAUACAGAAUUGCUUCUCACUGCUUUCUCCUCGCCGUUAGACGAGUGUGUAUGUGUGCUCCGUUCUCUGUCAGAGUGAUAUGUCUCCUCUGAAUAAUACCUGAGGAUUGUCACAUGUGUCUAUAGACCUAUUUCCAGCUGUACCUACCUGCCGGGGACAGUCUGACACCUGUUAACACUUAAAUGAUGCUUUAGAGAAAAGUCACCAAACUAUGGAUUUCGGAUAUUGGAAUGUAUGUGAACAAACAGUUGUUCUCCAAGGAGCACUGUUUCUAGCAGAGAAACUUGCCGUAAACAAAUCCUUACUGGAAUUUAAGAAGUCUGACUGGCCUCUCAUUGAAAAGCCAAUAACUGAUGUUCUAAAGGAGAUCAGCUCAGGUACCUGGUCACAAAGCCACGGAUGGAGGAAAAGAGCCAUCGCUAUAUUUUGGGCCAAAAUAAUUUCUUGCCGGUCACAGCUGUCCCAGGAUGCUGAACUGGACAUCGAGAGGAAGUGGAAAGAGGAUGUUUUUUUUCCAGUGGGAAACAUGAUGCCAAAAAUAAAUAAUACAUUUCUGUAUGAACUGCUGAAAGCUACGAAGGCAGCAGAUAUAUUUGCAGAGCUGCUCUUGGCACUGCCAGCAGAGUUUUGGGUGAAUGAAGUAGCCUUGUUGCUAGACCAUCUUUGUGAUGAACCAUCUAUAGAGGAUGUGACUUUCUUUCUGGAUGUGUGGUGGGAACUAAUGAAAGGUUAUAAGCACAGACAGGAUGAGACUGUUGGGAUAUUUUCAGCUGUUGCAUGUCAGUACUUGUCUAAAACAAAUGAUGAACUUUUGCCAAGCUCAAAAAGAUUUAAACCUGACCCUGAGCAGGUUUUACCUCCAGAUAAUAUUCUUACAGAAAUUACGGAUAGACUUAAUAAAAUUAGGCCAUACAUUGCUAAUGCCAAGGUGAAGUGCUGCACAAUUGCUAACUUGGCAGACAUGUUAUGCUCCUCUGCAUUCCUAGAAAAAGAGUCCGGGCAUCUUCCCGUAAGGCAGUACUUGGAGAAACUGGUUGCUGUCCUAUGUUUUUGUAAUACUGGAACCAAAAACCUCCAUCCCCAAAGCUACCUCCCAAAAACUAUAAGGGAAGCAGAGAGAGUUGUUCAGAGUGGAAACAUAGCUUCCAAAUUCAGAUUAUCAAAAGAGGCUCAGCACUUUAGUUUAAAUUUACUCCAAGAUCUGCUUCUUCAGUGGGGAGAAGAACUGCAAAAUUAUAUUAAUAACAAUGAAGAUAUUGGGUACGAGUGUUACAGAAUGAACAGCAGCCUAGCAUCCUUGCAGAAAAUUCUGUUUGCAUUGGAAUGUCCAGAGCAAAGGGAGAAUGGUUUAGAAAUGGCAAAGUAUAUCGCCAGCCUACAGGAGAAGACUGCAAUGGGUCUAAUAAAGUACACAAGAAAUGACACUGAUGCAAUGGCAGCCGUUGCCAUGAACAUAAUUAAGGAUAAGAUGGACCGCUAUGAAGAAGUUUGCGAUUUCUUUGCUUCAGAAGUUGCCUGGGCAUUUACUAAUUACUGGUUCAAUUGCCUUGAUAAGAACAAGGAACUGUUUCGGGAUGCAGACCUGAUUUUUAAAUUGCUGGAAACGGUGGAUAAAGCUACAUCAGAGCAAAGCAAUCAAAAUAUCAAGCAAAUUGAAAAGUGUGCCAGUAUUGUUUUAGAUCUGUACUGUGAUCUCCCUUUAGAAAAGAUGAAUAAUGUGCUUCUAAGAGUGUUAUGUAGAUGGGGAAAAAAAGGGCUGUCUCAUUGUAUGAUGGCAUUUACAGAUCACUUUCAGGAAGAGCUCAACAUGACAUUCAAUCAGAUCUCCCGGAAAGUAACAAAUGACAACCCAGUUGCUAGAGUGGCCAGACUGGCUCUGUUGCACCCUGAACAAGUGGUCAGCAAAGCAUGCCACAUUGCUGUGACCAACCUUGGUGCUCAUGUCUUUUUAUCAAAGAUACUGAUUUCACUUCCUGCCUUAGGUUUUAGGAAUUCUAAUAACACAGACUCAUUAAUCUGCCAGUGCUUGAUGGAAACCUGCUGGGGUAAACUUUCCUCAGAUAAGGAAGAAAGUCAAUUUUUAUACUUGCUGACUUAUUUAAUGGGAUCUUCUGAAAAUGCAGAGAAUAACGCAGCAUCUCUACUGCAGCCAUCAGACGUGGUAAGGACAUUUGUUCUUCCAUACCUACUUGAUGAAUGUGUUCAUUUGAAUUCCUGUUUGCAUAUUCUUCAAAAGGCACUUGGUGUAGAGAAUCCAAUAGAUCCCUCUGGCAAGCACUGGGUUCUCUCCUGCUCACCAUUUCCACUUAUGAUGUCUCUAUGUAAACUCCUCAAUAGCUAUAGUAGGUGCUGGCAGCAUUCUGAUCAACCAUAUUGCCUUACAUUGGAAUCCAAAGAGUUAAUCAUUGAAAUUCUUACUCAGAUAUAUAUUUUUAUCUUGCCAGAGGCUGAUAAUAGUACAGAAACUUGGAAUAAGUCACUCUUCUGGCUACACAGAAAAAUGGAGCACUUAGAUUGGGUUGUACGGUUGAGACUGAAGCCAAUAUUUGGAAAGCACUUUAAGUAUGAAGUCCCGGCUUCUUUGUUUGAGGUUUGCAAACUUUCAGAGGACGAGUGGACGCCACUUCACCUUCCAGAGUAUGGGCUGGGAACAGGUCUUUUGGCUUGGAUGGAAUGCUGUUGUAUAUCAAAAGACAUGAAAGACCAAAUGCUGUCCCUUUUGUGUGUCAACAUAGAGGACCCAGAGGAGGUCAAUUUUUUUAGCAAGGGGUUCUUGGUGGCCAUGGUUCAAGUCCUUCCUUGGUGCAGUUCAACUGAAUGCAAGCUUCUCAGUCAAGUUGUGAGGACGCUCCUUGAAAAACAACUUCUCCAUGUGCCAUAUACUCUUGAAUAUGUGCAGUACAUGCCUCUUCUUAACCUCCGUCCAUUUGCCUACCAUCUGCAGUACUCUGUCCUCCUCUUACGAGUUUUCCAGCUCCUCUGCAGCUCUAGCUGUUCUAAUUGGCUUACCCUUGAUGGCCAAAAGCAUAUUGCAAGGCUUUACAGUGGCUGUGUCUCAGAUAUAUUGGAUGGGGUUAAAAAGCAGUUGUUGGACUGUAGUCUUCAGUUGCAGAAGGAACAGAACGAAGCAGAAUUUGUUCAGGAGGUUUUGUUCAUUUAUAGUCAAGUAUUCUGCCAUGUCCUCCAUAUUAUAGCAAUGAUGUUGGAAAACACAUGUGAACCUCUUUUCUUUUUGUCCCUUGAAAUUCUUACCUUGUAUGAGACCCUAAGAGCUAGUGAUACUUCUAAAAACAGCUUGCUCAGAAAAGCAAAUGAUAGGCAUUUCUUAAAGUCCAUCACUGAGGGCUUGAGUAAUGAGCACCAUCGGGCCACUCUGAUGCAGAAAAUUAACAAACUUUAAACAGCAGGUGAUUGAAAAAGAUCUGUAAGUGUACAAGCUGAGAACGAUUACACAGACCAAUUUAAACCAGCCAUGGAAAAUGAUAAGGCAUAACAUUUGCUUUACCUCAUUUAGCAUAUGCACAUUACACAAUAAAACUUAUGACAUGGUUUAUACUCCUAAUGCAAGCAAAGCACGCAAUCAAACCAAUGUCUGAUUUAAAUACUACAUUAUAACAUCCAGUUCAAUAAAUAUGUCAGUCACACAAGAGCAAUACAAUCAUUUGUUCUAAUUACAGAAAGGUUUUACCUUUUAAAGAUACCUGUAUGGGGAAUUAUGCCAUUGCCGACCUUCCUUAUGAAAAUAAUAGUUCCCUGUUUCUCAUUAUGAUCCAAAGGCUUCAGUACAUUUUCAGUCACUGACAUGGAACAAGUAUGCCGGUUAGAAGCUCUGACUUGGGCUCCUUUCACACGGACGGACCGUUCAGGUCCGCCUGUCAGUUUUGACGGCGGACCUGAACGGCCGCUCCAUGCAUCUC